Messenger RNA from Rosa chinensis, 670 nucleotides. RefSeq names its product vicilin-like seed storage protein At2g18540. Bases 86 to 499 code for a protein of 137 amino acids. Lineage: Eukaryota; Viridiplantae; Streptophyta; Magnoliopsida; Rosales; Rosaceae. The record is from RefSeq and is a predicted model, not a curated record. The transcript is spliced from 2 exons.
UUUGAAAAGGAGAAGUUCCGUUUUUGGUGGCUGAGAAGAAGAAAAAAAAAGAAAAAAAAGAAAAGAAAGAUGGGUCGACAAAGUGAUGAGAAAGAAGGAAAUAGAGGGAGGUGGAGAAAGAAAGAGUAACAAGGGAGAGAAAGAGGAAAGACAGAAAGAAAGAGAGGAGCAGAUGGGAAAGUCGAUGACAGAGAUAAGAGGAGAAAGAAAGAAAAGAAGAAGGAAUAGGAAGAGGGAAGAAGAAUACUUUUUUUCCAGAGGGGAUCAGAAACGAGAGAGAAUGAGAGAGGAGAGUUUGUUUGAAGUUAAAAGGCAAGAACUUGGUCUUGGGUUCAGUUUCUUUUUGGCUCCCCGGUCUAACAACCAAGCCAAAGCUAAAGCAAUAGCACUAAGGAUGAAGGCACUGCAAAUGAAAAGAGGUAAAAAAACAGUGUCGAAACCAGCUGUUGAAGAGACUGAUGCACCACCUAAAUUUGCCUUCACCAAACAUGAUCAAUAGUAUGAGAUAUCAGUGUUUUUUGGGUUUCAUUUGUUGAUCAUGCCAACUGCUAUGGGUUAUUGAACUGAUGUUUACUAAGUUUAGCUCCAUUAUGGAUGUAUGUAUAGCUGCAGUAACAGAUUAAUCAAAUAUUGGUAUUUUUAUGAAUGGAUUCCAUAUUUGAUGAAUGCA